Molecule: messenger RNA, 891 nt
Organism: Galdieria sulphuraria
Lineage: Eukaryota; Rhodophyta; Bangiophyceae; Galdieriales; Galdieriaceae
Exons: 6
Coding region: 68-862 (264 amino acids)
Molecular function (GO): RNA binding
Source: RefSeq, a predicted model, not a curated record
AAACGAUGAGUAUUGUGUAAGAAGAACGGAGGGAUGAUGGACAUGUGAGAUGAGAGAAUUGUAGAAAAUGACGGUUGAAGGAGAUUGUUCUCACACUUUUCAAGGCCAAGUCACAGUAUAUGUCGAUGUCCCAAAAGAGUUACACGGCAAAAUUGUUGGUCACCAAGGAACAACUAUCCACGAAUUGACUCUAAAGACUCACGCCAAAAUUGAUGUUCCUCCACAAAACUCUCCUGAAACGAACAUUACUAUUAGUGGAGAGCCACUUUCAGUUGCUAGUGCCAGGAAACGAAUAUUGAACCUGAUUGGGACGCACUCCACUGUAGGAGAUCAAUAUAGAGCUUUAGCAGAAGAAGCUACAAAACAGAGAAACAAAUAUUAUGAAGAAGCUACAACAGCGUAUAAGCAAGGUAACAAAGAACGAGCUAAACAGUUGUCCGAGUUUGGUCAUCAACAAGAUGAAAAGGUUCAACAGUUGAAUGCUGUUGCAGAAGAACAAAUAUUUAGAGAGAGAAACGAUUUGUUGAACGACGAUGAAAUUGACCUUCACUAUCUACACAAAGAUGAAGCGUUGAAUCGUUUACAAUCCAAAUUGGAACACUUUCGAGGUACGAAACUUAAAAUAAUCACCGGAGCUGGACAUCAUAGCGAACAUGGACCUGUUUUAAAGGGAACUGUGAAAGAGUUCUUAGAUAAGCAACAUCACAAAUAUGUUGACGAUGGAGAUGGUGCGUACAUUGUUCAUUUGAGUGGCAAAGAAAAGCAAGAAUAUAUUGCCGAUGGAGCUCAUAUUGAAAAUAGACCUCAACCUUCUUUGUUUGAAAGAAUCAUUCACCGUCUGUGUGGCUGCUGUGGUGUAUAACACUCGUAGAUAACUCGACAAAAAUAGUG